AUUCCCGCCAUCAUUGACUGCUCGUGUUGCUCGAGCGCAGAUAACAUCAUACCCGGCGAAACUCACAAACUCUCACUGCGCUACAUUGAGAGGAUACAUCCAUUCUCCGGCGCUUGCUACUAGGACAUCACCCUCCUGCAGAUCACCUGGCCUCAUCUGUUCACCCUCAAUUGUGUCCGGAGACGGAGUUUUGAGUGCCUCAUUCACUAAUGGCCGUCGCAGUGCCCAAGCUGACCAGCGGUGGCACUGUCCGCAUUCGCAUCAGGUGUGGGGAGUUGGGGACCACCAAAUGGAAAGAGGGAAUCUUUGAAAUCCACGAGAGAGACAACAAAAUAAACCUGUUACUGAAGUUCAGCAGUGGUGGUGCUCCGAGAAGCUUUCAGCUGAAUCACAAUGUAAAGCAGGUUUCAUGGGCUCCAAUGCAUGGCCCGAACCGUGUGACUUUGACCCUGAAAGACACAAGUGUCGUCAUGAUGGACAAACUACCCAUGUUAGUUGCAAAGAAAAUGAGGGAAUAUCUUGAAGUGGUAAAGCAUGGGAAAACAGUUUUAAAGACAAACCAGGGAAGUGCCAGUUUUGGAUUAGUCCUUGGGAAUCGUACAUCACAGAAUGACUCUGGCCUCUCUCAAUCGGAAAAACAGACCACCCCAAGGCGUCCGAGUCUUGACAACAGAGAUGACUGCACACCCCGGAAGCCUCUCGGGAGUCCCAGUCGGGUAACUUCCACACCUGGCCGCAAUGGACUCUCAGAAAACAGGAGUGAGAAGAGGAAGAGGCUCAUGAACUCUGAUGGUGACAUGACUGAGGACUAUCCCAAAGAGAAUGACUCGUCUAGCAACAAUAAGGCCAUCACAGACACAUCUAGAAAGUUUCUGCUCAGCUGCAAACAGAAGCUCAAGCAGUCAGAGGAGAACAGAGCAUCAACUCCACUCGUUUCUGCCCCUCUCCAGCCAACAUCCUUUUAUGGGACCAGAACAGGAACUAAAGACUAUACCCAAACCCAUUCAUUUUUGGACAGACCCAGCAGUACAGGCCAGUCUCCCUCUGCUAAAAGAAGUCUGAUGUUACCCAAUCACUCAACUCCCUUUAAAAAGGUGCGUCCAACUUUGGACUACGGUGGUUGGAACAAACCAAGGCCGUCCUCAUUGGCUCAGCCACAACCUCCACUACAAGGAUUCUCCAACCUUGGGAACACAUGUUACAUGAACGCCAUCCUACAGUCACUUUUCAGCCUGCCUUCAUUUUCAAAUGACCUGUUGAAGCAAGGAGUCCCAUGGAGGAGGGUCCCAAUCAAUGCUCUUCUGAGGCGUUUUGCUCACCUGCUGGCUAAGAAAGACAUCUCCUCUCCAGAGGUGAAGAAAGAUCUUUUACGGCGAGUGAAGAAUGCCAUUUCAUCAACUGCUGAGCGUUUCUCUGGUUACAUGCAGAAUGAUGCCCAUGAGUUCCUGAGUCAGUGCUUGGACCAGCUGAAGGAGGAUGUGGAGAAGAUCAACAAAAGCUGGAAGAAUGAGCCCUCGGUCUGGGAGGAGCCUCAGAGGGCACGGUUAGCAGAGGAGGCAGAUACCUCACGAAUUUACACUUGCCCAGUAACGGUCAACAUGGAGUUUGAAGUUCAGCACACCAUAACGUGUAAAAGCUGUGGAGAGAUGGUGACAAAGCGAGAACAGUUCAAUGACCUGUCCAUCGACCUGCCACGCAGGAAGAAAACGCUCCCUCUGAGAUCCAUACAGGAUUCUCUAGAUCUCUUCUUCAGAAUAGAGGAGAUUGAGUAUUCCUGUGAAAAGUGCAGUGGAAAAACAGCGACUGUCUCUCACAAAUUCAGCCGACUUCCCAGAGUGCUGAUUCUUCAUCUCAAACGGUACAGCUACAACACCCAACUGUCUUUGAACAGCAAGCUGGGCCAGCAAGUGCUGAUCCCCAAAUAUCUCACGCUGCUCUCCCACUGCACAGACGCCACACGCCCUCCUCUCAGCCUUGGCUGGAGUGCUCAGACAGCCCUCUCCAGAACACUGAAGGUGUCACAGUCUGUCAACUCUUCAACGCUACGAAUAGGCUGUCAGAAGUCAGAGAGUUCAGUCAGUAUGUUGUGUGACUCUGAUAGUGAGGAGGAGCUCGUCAGAAAAGUUAGUCGCAAACAUCAACCAGAAGAUAAGAUGGAAGAGGUACAACACAGUGGGCAGGUAGUUCACUCAGAGUUUAAUGCCAUCAAUGAUGACGAGAUGCUGGCAGCUGUGCUGGAGAUGAGUCAUGACACCAGUCUGUCUGCAUGUCCUGAUGACGAGCCAACCAGCAGUCCUGACACAGGGUUUGGAGAUGCUGACGGCCAGGAUCUGACUCAUCAUUUGGAUCUGCUGGAUGGAGAUAAACAACAUGCUGAUGCUCUGGAGUCUCUGGAUCUGACUAUGGAUGAGAACAAGGAGAACCAGACCCCUGAUGGUGUGCAGGGAGAACUGGACUGGGUGAAGCAGUACAGCUUAGACCAGGAGCGAGAGGAACAGGAGCUGCAGCAGGCCCUCGCCCAGAGCCUGCAGGAACAUGAGGCGAGAGAGAUGAGAGAAGAGGAUGAUCUGAAGAGAGCCACUGAGCUCAGCCUGCAAGAGUUCAAUAACUCUUUGCCUGAGCUGCUGUGCUCUGAUGAUGACUCUGGGAAUGAGGAUGGUCUGGACAUGGAGUACAGUGAGGCUGAGGCUGAAGAACUCAAGAAGAAUGCCGAGACUGGAGACCUUCCUAACUCUUUCAGACUCAUCAGUGUGGUCAGUCACAUUGGUAGCAGUUCUUCGUCAGGCCAUUACAUAAGUGAUGUCUAUGACAUGAAGAAACAGUCCUGGCUCACGUACAAUGAUCUGGAUGUCUCCCGCACGCAAGAGUCCGCUGUCCAGAAAGAUCGAGACAGGAGUGGAUAUAUCUUCUUCUACAUGCACAAAGAUGUGUUCGAGGAGCUGUCUGAGCUGGAAAAGGCAGGAGGGAACGGUGACGCUGGCCGCACUGUGCUGCAGCCGUUAUGAGUCUCACCCACACCAACAUCCCAUUUAGGUGGAUCCUUCUACUGUUGAACAGCCAAACUGAGCCAAGGGUAAAAGCAGCACCCUUCAUCAGUACUACUGAAGACCGUCCACACAUAUAAAACACACCUACUUCUGGCUCUUUUUCUUUUAUAUUUCUCUAUUUUCACUUUUCCCAUUUCUCCCUGUGGAGUACUGUUGCUGUUUCAAAUGUAGACUACAGUUUAGAUGGGCAAAUGUAGUAGAAACCCAAGUGUUUAUGGGGAAAAGCAAAGAAAAAUAAAUAUAAAUUGAAAGCAUUUUGAGUUUCUCAAAAGGGUUUAACUUCAACCUCAAAAAUAUAUAUAUAUAUAUAUAUAUAUAUAUAUAUAUAUAUAUAUAUAUAUAUAUAUAUAUAUAUUUCUUUGUGUUUAAUAUAAAAAGUCUCUCUGGUGAACUUUUAUGCGAGAUAUAUGAAGUCAGAGAAAGCUUGUUCUCUAUAACUUUGUUUUAGAUUUUUUCUGUAUGAUCUAUUGCAUAUAAAAAAAUAUUCUUGUAUGUUUUGCCUAAGGGUGUAAUGGGGAAGAUGGGGUGUCUGUUUCUUGUUUGAUAUGCAGCUGAAAAUGUGGUGCAAUAUUUGCUUUUGCCAGAUGGCUUUUAAAUGACUGUCCUUUAGCGAUGAAGAGAGAUGGGGAAUAGUUCCGGUUUAUGUUCAAGGCUUUACUGAAGACUGUUGUUUUAUUUCAUAUUUUAUAAACAUGACUCGAGCUCAGUGGUACUGAUGUAGCUUGUCUUUUUUUAAAGAUCUCACUCCAAUAUUCUCCAAUAAGCCUCUCCAACACCAAAAGACCUAGUUAACUAUUUUCUUCCCCUUCUCUGUAGAGCUUUACAUUGUGAAGUUGCACAACCGUUGUGUACAUUGUCUUCAGAAAGAAGUCAAAUAAUUCUUACACCUUUACUGAAUAUAGAAAGUAUACCAAUGUGACUGCUUCAUAUGAAGUCAGCUUAUAUGAUUAUUUAUUUUAGGACCUUUUUUUAUAAUUUGUAAAUUGCUGUCUGAUUACAGUGUAUUGUCAUUCACAUUUUAACCUUUUUUAGUAACCAUUUCCUUAUUCAUGGUUUCUGUGCUGGUCAUCUGAGGUGGUUUAUGGAAGAGUGGAACUUGUCUGGAAAUUGUGUGUAUGGUGUUCUCUGAAACAGUGGUAUAAGCUCUAAAUAAUUGCUUAGUAUUCAGUAUUUGACUUCUUUAAACACAUUUUAAAAUAAAAUUUAUUUAGAAAAUAAA
Myxocyprinus asiaticus (Chinese sucker) is the source of this 4266-nucleotide messenger RNA. RefSeq names its product ubiquitin specific peptidase 37 (gene usp37). Bases 210 to 3005 code for a protein of 931 amino acids. The transcript has 24 exons. Gene Ontology annotation, molecular function: cysteine-type deubiquitinase activity; cysteine-type endopeptidase activity. Gene Ontology annotation, biological process: G1/S transition of mitotic cell cycle; protein deubiquitination. Lineage: Eukaryota; Metazoa; Chordata; Actinopteri; Cypriniformes; Catostomidae. The record is from RefSeq and is a predicted model, not a curated record. Gene Ontology annotation, cellular component: cytosol; nucleus.